Messenger RNA from Saccharomyces cerevisiae S288C, 597 nucleotides. RefSeq lists its product as uncharacterized. The transcript has a single exon. Lineage: Eukaryota; Fungi; Ascomycota; Saccharomycetes; Saccharomycetales; Saccharomycetaceae. The record is from RefSeq and is marked reviewed. Gene Ontology annotation, biological process: flocculation. Bases 1 to 597 code for a protein of 198 amino acids.
AUGACAGGUUACUUUUUACCACCACAAACAAGUUCUUACACGUUCAGGUUUGCUAAGGUCGAUGACUCUGCAAUUCUAUCAGUCGGUGGUAACGUUGCGUUCGAAUGUUGUGCACAAGAACAACCUCCAAUUACAUCGACGGAUUUUACAAUCAAUGGUAUUAAGCCAUGGCAAGGAAGUUUGCCUGAUAACAUCGGAGGGACUGUCUACAUGUAUGCAGGCUACUAUUAUCCGCUGAAGGUUGUUUACUCCAAUGCCGUUUCCUGGGGCACGCUUCCAAUUAGCGUGGAAUUGCCUGAUGGUACUACUGUUAGUGAUGACUUUGAAGGGUACGUUUACUCUUUUGACGAUGAUUUAAGUCAGUCAAAUUGUACUAUCCCUGAUCCUUCAAAACAUACUACUAGCAUCGUCACAACUACUACCGAACUGUGGACUGGUACUUUUACUUCUACAUCUACUGAAAUGACCACCGUCACCGGUACUAAUGGUCAACCAACUGACGAAACCGUUAUUGUUGCCAAAGCUCCAACCACUGCCACCUCAUCCAGUUUGUCAUCAUCUUCUUCAGAACAAAUCACCAGCUCUAUCACGUCUUAG